Molecule: messenger RNA, 294 nt
Organism: Penicillium hordei
Lineage: Eukaryota; Fungi; Ascomycota; Eurotiomycetes; Eurotiales; Aspergillaceae
Product: GCN5- N-acetyltransferase
Exons: 1
Coding region: 1-294 (97 amino acids)
Source: RefSeq, a predicted model, not a curated record
AUGGAGAAACCCACAAUCAGACAAGCUAAAGCAAAAGACGCUCCACUACUCCCAGCAGUAGAGCGCUCAGCAGCUCAAGCCUUCCUACAGUUCACUGAUCUCGCAUGGCUCGCCACCGGCGACGUACAAUCUGUAAAGCAGCAUCUGGAAUUCAUCAGGCGUGGUCUUGAAAGGGUCGCUGUUGAUGCUGAGGAAUCGCAUUUCUCAAUGGAACCUUCGAGAGCGAAAACUUUCACAUACAUGAAGUCUCCGUUGGAUCAACUUAUCAGGGAAGAGGAAUUGGACGCAGCUUAG